GGAGAAUCCAUCCUCAACAUACAGGAUUCUGAAGACUAUCCACCUUCAAGAUAACUCUGCAACUAUAGAAAAUAAUGGUGAUCUGCCAAUGAUAGCAUUUCAGUCACACCAUAUAUGUCACAUAGUCACAGUAUAUCACCUGUAGCAAAGAAGAAAUUUUUUUUUCCAUCAUCCAGAAACAACCAUAGAUAAGUUUGUGGUAAGAACCAGGAGAUUACAAAAAAAGGUAAUUGAUUAAAACCUUGCCUGGUUUGUUUAUGCAACAAACCCUCCUUUCCGUAUGAUUGAGAAUCCACAUUUCAUUAACAUGGUUCAGUCAUUAAGACCAGGAUAGAGUCCACCCAACGGAGCAGAUGUUGCAGGCAAAUUGCUGGAUAAAGUGUACGAGAAAAAAAUUGAGCAGUGUGCAAAAGGUCUAGAGGGUGAAAUUGUUAGCCUGAGUCUUGGUGGGUGGAGCAAUGUCCACGAUGAUCCUGUUAUGUGUGCUUGUGUGACAACAGAAGAAGGGAAUGUCUUCCUUACAGAAACUAUUGAUACAUCAGGAAAUACACACACAGAAGAAUACUUACUAGAAGUAGCAGUAAAAGCUAUAACAAACUGUAGAAAAAAAAUUCAAAUGUCUAGUACGCAGUUUGGUCACGGACAAUGCUGCAAAUGUAUCCAAGAUGAGAAGAAAUUAUUUAGAAGAGAGUGAAGAGAGUCCCAAGCUAAUAACAUACGGUAGCAGUGCUCAUUUGAUGCACCUCCUAGCCAAAGACUUCAGUGUUCCAGAAAUAAAGGCUAAUGUUGAAAUUGCAAAAUACUUCUGUAACAACCACUUCACAGCAGCUGCUCUGAAAAAAGUGGGAGGAACCAAGUUAAUUCUCCCACAGGAUGUGGGAUGGAACUCAGUAGUGGACUAUUUUGAGCACUAUAUCAAGAACUGGCCUAAUCUGAUGACAGUUUGUGAACAAAAUCAUGAAAAGUUAGGUGACACGAUCGCAACCAAAGUUCUCAACAUUGGCUUAAGAGAAAUGUUGAACACAUGCUGAGUACCCUGAAGCCUAUUUCUGUAGCCUUCAACAAAAUGCAGGAAAAUAGCUGUUCCAUUGCUGACGCUGUUGAAAUUGGGAAAGAACUGAGUGAGAUCUUGAAGAGAAAUAUGCAAUGACAGAGUUAAAUCACAAGCCUUAAAAAAAUGAAUGGGACAAGCACUAUCUACAGCUCAUUUUCUUGCAGAUAUUCUCAGUACUCGGUACCAGGGUCAAGCCUUAACUGUUGAAGAAGAGGAGUUGGCUAUGACAUGGCAUUGUGGAGGGAUGAUUGUUGGAUGUACAACUAUAAUAAACUUCAGAACUAAGGGUGAACCAUUCAAGAAAUAUGUUUGCUGAUGAUGUGAACUGGUGGAAUUCACUUAAGCACUUGGAUUCAGAGACUGCUGAAGUGUUAAUCUCACUUUUAUCAGCAUUAGCUGCUUCUGCUGGUGUGCCAGUGAAAGUGUGGGGAAACAUAUGCUUGAAGCAUGCAACAAUAAUCUAGAGAUGGCUGUCACUAUGUUUCUGGAUAGUGGAGGCAUAGCAGAGGAGCCCAGCACCAGUUCAGCAGCGGUGUCAACUGUCCGACCAGAUACAGAGGAUGAAGUACGAGCACCAAUUCCACAAAAGCAGGAAAUUUUGGUAGAGCCGGAGCCCUUGUUUGGAGCUCCUAAACGACGCAGACCUGCCCGUUCAAUAUUUGAUGGUUUUCGGGAUUUUCAAACAGAAACCAUUCGACAGGAGCAGGAGCUGCGGAAUGGAGGUGCAAUAGAUAAGAAACUCACUACUCUUGCAGACCUCUUCAGGCCUCCCAUUGAUCUGAUGCACAAAGGCAGCUUUGAAACGGCCAAAGAGUGUGGUCAGAUGCAGAAUAAAUGGCUCAUGAUUAACAUCCAGAAUGUGCAGGACUUCGCAUGUCAGUGUCUCAACCGUGACGUCUGGAGCAACGAGGCUGUGAAGAACAUUAUCCGGGAGCAUUUCAUUUUUUGGCAGGUAUACCAUGAUAGUGAGGAAGGACAGAGAUACAUACAGUUUUAUAAACUGGCAGAUUUCCCUUAUGUCUCCAUUCUGGACCCCAGGACAGGCCAGAAAUUAGUGGAGUGGCACCAACUGGAUGUAACUUCUUUUUUGGACCAAGUGACUGGUUUCCUGGGUGAACAUGGUCAACUGGAUGGACAUUCUACCAGCCCUCCCCAAAAAUGUUCCCGCUCUGAAAGCCUCAUUGAUGCUAGUGAGGAUAGUCAGAUGGAAGCUGCCAUCAGGGCCUCCCUGCAGGAGACGCAUUUUGAUUCCUCCCAGGUCAAACAGGACAGCCGAUCAGAUGAGGAGUCUGAAUCUGAGCUUUUCUCUGGAAGUGAGGAAUUUAUUUCUGUUUGUGGCUCUGAUGAUGAUGAUGACUCCGAGAAUCCUGCCAAGUCUAGAAAGUCUCCACACAAGGACUUAGGGUGUAGGAAAGAGGAGAGCCGUAGGCCUCCACCUGAGCCCCCCACAAGGACUGAGCCUGGAAUAACAUCAAACCAUCGAGUAGUGUCCUGCAUUGAUGCUGGGAUAUUGGAAGAAUCGGCUGACAAGCCUGACAGUGCAAUGGAGGGAUUGGAUGUGAAUGGACCAAAGGCACAGCUGAUGCUAAGGUAUCCAGAUGGAAAGAGGGAACAAAUUUCACUGCCUGAACAAGCUAAACUUCUGGCUCUUGUGAAGCAUGUCCAGUCAAAAGGAUACCCUAAUGAACGUUUUGAACUUCUCACCAACUUCCCUCGAAGGAAGCUUUCUCACCUGGACUAUGACAUCACAUUGCAGGAGGCUGGCCUGUGCCCUCAAGAGACUGUCUUUGUGCAGGAAAGGAAUUAGCACCAUGGCCUGAGCUCUCCCAGCCUCCCUCCCCUCCCCCUCUUUGCCUGUGAUACCAACGUACUAAGUAUGCAGCUGGGCUCAUGGGAUCACCGAGCUGAAAUCAGGCAGGCAGGCAUUUGCCACAUCUCCCUCUUCCUCCUUUCUCCUAGUCUUGUGACCAAAUGAAAAUGCUAAGAUGUGAGCUUUCCCAGCUUUGGGCUUGGAAAAAUCAUGCUCUAAUUGUGGAGGAACAUGCCUCCUACAACUGCACAUCCCUUUCUAAAAAUAAAAGGAUUGUGUGUGUAUCCAACGUGCUGGGGUUAGGGAUGGCCAUAACAAACAGAUAUUUCUCACUGCUACCCCUAAAAAAAUCUAUUUUGUUAAUAUAUUUUAUUUUUAUUGAGAAGUACCAUGUGGCUAGGCACUGAGUUGUCUCCCUACACAGAGAAAUUGUAAUUUGCAGUAGAGUUUUUCUUGGUUUUGGUUUUCUACACAAAAGGUCUCCAUUAACCUUACAGUCUUGUGAGGAUCCCUUGUCGUGUCCUUUGCAGAAUACUGAAAUGCUGGAAGGAUAUGGUGUGAGCUAUGUUUAGCAAUUCAGGCUGCGGAAGCUUGAUAGAUUACACAUGCAUAUUUUUACUUCUUUUCCUGCUGAUGAGGUGACCUCUUGUUUUAAGUGAGGGUUGACCUGCCAGGGGAUUUGGCACAUAUUUAGCAUGCCUGAUAUGGGAAUUGGAUGCUUGGUGUGGAGCUGAAACCUCCUGUUUUCAUAGUUAGAACUUACUCCUCCAGAAUCUAUUCUCCUAUUCCAAAAUAUGGCCUCUUUGUUGUCAGGACUUUAUUGGUGGUGGGAUAUUGUAAGAAUCUCAAACUUUCUGUAAAACUUUUGCCAUCAUACAACUUAAAAACUAAUUUGAUUCUUUGUUUCCUAGGUAUUUCACUUUCUUGGGGCAAUAGGGCUUUCACAAAGCAGUCAGGCUAUAAGAUAAGAAAGGUAGGUUCUAGUGCAGAGGUUCCUUUUAUUAUAAAUUAUAUAUAAAAAACCUGUCAUUGAUGGACAUUCCACUAAGUUAGAAUGGUCAUUUUAUUGGCUCACAUCAUCAGGGUGACUUGAAGUCUCUGUAACUGUAACAAAAGUUUUAUGAGUUGUGUAAAGCAACGGUAACUAACUUGUGUCAAUAUGAUUUGGGCUUUAUAUAUCUCAAAGCUAUAAAAACUGUCAGUGUAAGCCAUACAUACAUUAUGACUAAGGAAUCAGUUAACCAAACAUACAAUGCAACAUACAGUGCAGCCAAGUAGCUUCUUGCACCAUGUACUCUCCUGUGUAUCGAGAUACUUUACCCUGAAUCUGAGCACAACCGUUUUCAAGAUUUACAGAAGACUGCAGUGAGACAAAAGCAUUUAAUUGCUAACUCAUCCUUUUACAGACACUAGUACUGAUUCAGGAUAUUCUUUUGUAACUGAUAGUUUGUUAGCAUAUUCUGCAUUUAUGGAGGAAAACAAGUUGCUUAACGUUAGACAUAAAAAUACAGAGUUAACUUCAGAAUCUGACAAAACUGGCAGUUUGUAUAGUGUGAAAGAUUAGUGCCCCCCUACCCAAUGUCAAUGGGCUUCAUUGUGUUAGGAAAUCUUAUCUUCUGGCAUCAGUGUCAAAGAAAGGAAUUAAUGCUGGCAAUAACUAUUUCCAAGUGGAUGGCUAAGAAUAUAAUAUAGGAUAAAACUUUUCAAGAUACUUUGCCUUUAAUUUCACUCCAGGCUGCAUUCCUACAUUAAAGGAUGUUACAUGGGAAAUCAUGGCAAUGACCCAGUUUAUUCCUUAUCGGUCUUUGCAAGCUAACUGUCCUUUGCCCUUAAAACUGAGAGUUCUUAUACAAUUGUAUAAAUAUUUAUAAGUAUAUUUAUAUAAUGCUUUAUAAAUGGAUGAUUUGACUAAAAGCACUCAGUGCUGCCACUUUUUGAGUUCUGCUCUCCAUUCCCUGUCCAGUAGUUGAGUCACAUCAGAGGUGACAUGUUGAGACUCUAAAUGAUAACUGAUCAUUGCCACAUUGUUCUCAAAGGGGACUAUUCCUCCACUAUACUGACCUCAGAAAGAGAACUGCAACAAUCAGAGAGAAAGGGAGUGCACUGGUGGUUGUGGGUGAAGGGAAAAUGGUGCUUCUAAAAUGAAGAAUCUUCUGAACCACAAAAUACACAAUUCAGAUGUGGCUGUGUAGGGAGAGGUGUAGCGGUAGUCUGUAUCAUUUAGUUCUAAAUGCUUUCCUGGGCUUCCAAGGGCUAAUUGAAAUGAUUAACUCUGACACUUGUGUGCAUGAAUCUAUUUGCACCUUCCCAACUGGUGAAUGUCUGAAGAAUUUGAGGUUUAAGAACACCAAGACUUAGUAUCUAGCAUUUGUCCAUGGGCUAUUCCUUGUCCACUAAAUUGAUUAAGGCUGCAAGUUUCUGUGGCUCUCCCCUGAUGUCCCUUUAUGUACAUGGGAAUGGGGGCCUUGGCAGUUCCAGUAACUCUUGUGUGAAAUUGUUUUUGUUUGGUUGGCGGAGGUGGGGGGAUGCUGAUUGUUCAAAGCCAUUUUCUGAUUGGGUAGUUGGUCCUUUUUGACAUCUUCACUCUGUUAUGAUUUCCCUAAAUAAUUCUGUACACACUUUACAUUGAAUGGAUGGAGUGAAACUUCUGUUUCCAAACCCCAUUCUUAAUUAAAUUUUGACUUUAGAUGCAAGGCAGCCAAAAGCCAUAAAAGCGCCUUUUUAUUUUCUCUUCCUGCUCAGUUGCAAGGAGCGGGACUCUCUCUUGUACUGGCCAUCUUGCAUUAAAAAUCUGAAUUUGGAGUCCUGAACCAGCUUUUAAUUCAGCUUUGUUAUAUUAAAAGCUGCCCACCCACCUCUCAAGCAGUCUGGUCUGGCAGGGAAGCAACAAUUCUACUUUAAAAAGAAGCCAUUCAUGCUUUUUUAGUGGAGGAGGUAUGAAAAGAAAAUCUGCCUCUUAUCCAGUCUGGCAAUGGUGCUCUGCACUAGAUUUUUAGCAUAAUGUAAGCUGAAUUGGGAGCCUGCAGCUUGCUCCCAGUUCAUUUUUAGGCAAAUAACAAUUUUAAAAAGAGCCCAGCUGUUGGACAGGGAAAGAGAUGAGGGAUUUCAGUUGUCAGCUGCCUUUUCUUUCUACUCUAUCCAGUGGCCCAACUGUACUUAACUACUGGGUGAUUAAUUUCUAAUACACUUGCAUAUUUCUCCAGUGAUCAGUAAACUGCCAUUUAAUCUCCCAAAUUUAUUUUCAUGAUUUUAAGCAAGUUGAAAGUAGCCAUUGGCCAGAAACUGAUGAAGAAAGGUAGCUGAGCUCACUGAGCUGGAGAUCUGAAGAGACAAGCUGUCAAAACUCCAGGGAACCUUAAAAGAAGGAGAAUAUAAUAAAAAAUAUAUCCAUAACGUACUACUUUCUCUUGUGCUGUGAACUAUAGUAGAAAGGUAUUUGGUGGAUUAAACCCCAUUCCUCAGAGAAACUGGCUUCUAAUGUUUUUUGGUUUGGGUUUUUUUGAGGACGCUCACAGUGGCAUGGGUCCUUAAUUUUAAGUAUCAGUAGCUGAGGUGGUGAUCACUUAUUGUACCAGUGCACACCCAUUGAGAAUUUUUCAUCUUAGAAAAGCGAGCUAGCUGCCUGACUUAGAUACACAGAAGGUUCAAAGAUAUAAAAUACUUCCUGCACUAUGGCUAUUUUCAGUUACUUCAUUUAACACUGUGAGUAGGUUCUGACAAUUGUGGACUGAAUAGCUGACAGGUCAUGGUCUAAAACAUGAUCUUUGUGCCAGGCCCUUGUAGCUUGUCUCUUCCCAAGAAGCAGUUAGUGCUUGUUCUGGUUGGGUCCUUUAUCUUUCAGUUCUUUACAUCUCUGCCAAAGUCCCAAGUUCCCCCAUAUACACAUCUGACUUAAGACCCGCAUUGCAAACAUUAACUACACAGUAUGGCUAAAGCAUUGUAGUUUGGACUCCAAAGAGUCAGUCAUAACUGUAAUUGGCCAGAGAGGCUCCUGUUAAGAGAGAUCUUCUCUCCUCAUUCUGAACCUUAAUGCAUUGCCUCUAACAGUCCUAGUCUUUGAAGGCUGGAGGAGUGAGACUGGGAAUCUAACCUGGGAUCUACAUAGAACAGAGCAUUGACUGGCAGGAAUGUAAGCUAGCCUGGUCAGAGGUUUUUUUGUAUUGCCACAGAAGGUGCCAUGUAAACAAAAACGUUGUCAAAUUGUUUCAUGACACUGAGGCUGAGAUGCACAUUACUUUGGAGUGGGCUGGGGAAAGGUCUCCCAUUACUUUGGAGUGGGCUGGAGAAAGGUCUCAUGCAAGGGAAGGUGGUGAUCUAAGGGGCUAGCAAAACAAAUGUUUGGAAGUGGACUUGAUGUGUAGCUUCAGGCAGGACUCUUAACCUAAAUGACUGGGUUGUUUGGUCUCACUAAUGAGUGUUACUUUGAUGGAUCUGUCAUGAGGAGUAUUAGAGAGUAGAGGUGUGUUUAUAGAAUGGGAGUCCAUAUCCUUGGCAGAUACGGGAGGAAAUAGCUAUCUCCACCCUCUCAGGUUAAUGAUAUUUCAAACUCUUACGUUUUGAGUCGUAGUUCCUUUUUUUAAAGGAGCAAUUUGUCCCAUAUGUUCCAUUUGUCUUGUUUUGCUCUCCAAAUCUGUUCAUUCCUUGAAAAUUAAUCAUGAGUAUUGCAGUUAAUCAUGACUAGGAGUUGAUGUGUACAGUAGCUUUAUAAACAUCAGAUUAAGAGAGCAUCAGUUAAAGGAUGAUGAUGAUAUGGGUUCAUCGCUACCGAGGAGGAAUUUGAGAUGAGUGACUCCCAGGAUCCUGGGAACCGUGGUCCUCUUAUAGUCAUCUCCUCCACUCCCAUGUAGAGCGAGCAAUCGCCUCUGUGCUAGGUUUCCAGACACAUUAUACAGUAUAGCAAGCUGACCGAAAGCUUCAACCUUGCAACACACUCUGCCCAGAGAAGGCAGUGAGGGCCUGAGCAUAAGCAACUGGGAGUCUUUCCACUGACUUCAGUGAGCUUUGAAUUAGGACCUAAAAGAUUGGUAUGUACACUCACAUCCUAAGCUUUGCUUCUGGAUGCACAUUGCACUCCCUGGCAAAUCACCAAACGUGCUCAUGCUCUUUCUUUUUGAAAUUGUCUAAUAGCCUUGUAAUUACAGGCUUUUACAGUCUUAUUUUUAAAGUGUUAUUAAAUUGUGGUGACACAGUAUAGUAUUACAAAGGGUGUCAGAGUUAUCAGGAGUUGUUUAAACAGCAUUUCCUUAGCUGUGCUACAUCAAAGCUUUUCGAAAAGAGCCAAAUCUGCUAGUGUCUUAGUACAGUAGAGUGAAAAACUUUGGGGGGUGGGGGAUGCAUUCCAUUGCUAGCUAGUGUGGAUAGUUGAAUAGAAAUUUAGGUGCCUGUAGUUUGUUAGUAUUAGUGUUGUAAAUACUCAGUUGCAUAUAAUUCUGCAUUUUUCAUCUGAGAUGCAUACAAACCUCUACUUCUGCUAUCAUGGUUUAUGCUGUUGCUAGAAACCAUUUGAUGAAAUACAGCCUUGCCUCAGACACUGGUGCACAAUCUUAAAAACUAGCAGAUGUAACAAAACCCUCACUGUCUUUCUGUUUCGGUAGACUUACCCACAUAGUUGUGCAGACUGCAGUUAAAAUGGGAUUUAUAGACUGAAAGGAACAGCUCAUUUCAAUGUUCCGUAUUCUUCUUGAUACUUCCCCAUAAUAUUUGUGCAUUUUACAGAAGUUUGAAUGAGCUAAAUAACUGACAGCACUAAGUACUCAGUCUGCUCAGAAUACAGCUUUGUUUUAAGAGUAUAAUUGACGUCCUGAAAUCUUAAAAUUUUUUUAAAAAACCCAGCUUGCCCUUCAGUAGCAAUAUUGGCCAAACAGAUUAAAUAUACCAACAGUUGGGUGCUAGUACAGUAUAACUACCUUUCACCUUUUCUGUUCUGAGUGUUUGGUCUGUGGAGCUCAAACAGAAUUGCAUAUGUAGCUAUGUGGUACAGCCCAGUAGAUUCUCAGUUGAGUGAUAUAUGACCUUCACAAUCAGUACUGUACAUGACUAAUUAGUGACAGUGAUGAUUAGAAUGUAACUUUUGGGGUAAGAAGUCUGUUUCUCCAUUUGUUGUGUUUGCUCUUCCCAACUGGAGUGCUGGGUCCACUAGCACUGAAGGACCAUAAAAAUUCAAUCUACAAAUCAUCAUUUUUCUAGGAGGGAAAUAAGGAACCACAUGAGAGAACUGAUUGGUCUUCUAUCCUUAUUCCAAAUGCCAAACCGUGUAAAGAUGAAUACAGAUAGACGAGUGAUUAAUGCUAUUCAUGUAUUGAAGUUGGCUGAAAAUUUGUUACAGAGACUCUUCUGGGUGAAACUGGAUGUAUCCUUUGAGAUGUCCCUUUAACAGUUAUCCUUGUAGUGGCUUUGUGGACUAGAUACUAGCUGUUUUUCCCCCACUCUUCUUGCCUAAUUCAGCAGUUCUACUGAAUCAAUUUACAGUCAUGUUUUAGGUGUUUGUUUGUUUGUUUUUCUUCACCCUUUCUUUUACCAAGCUAGUAGUUAACAGUGAUGCAGUCCAGGACAUGGAGGUCUAUGGACAUGGUUUUGCUAUAUUAAGUAUAAAUACUGAGCCUUCAGUCACGUGAAGGAUAGGUAGGCAUGCCUUUGUCAUGCUGUGUUAACAUUUCUGGUUAUGCUAUUUUUUAAAAAGCAAUCUUCCCCUGUUAUGUAAAGGCUGGAGUGUUCUUUUUAAUCAAAUAACUCAAAAUUGGGCAAAGUAUUGACCCAUAUAAAUGUGCCAGACACCUACUUGGUUGGAAUUUUCAUUAAUUUCCAGAUUCGAACUAGUUCCUCUGCAAAUUAAUCAGAACAGAUUUCGACAACUGCUGUUGAAAUCUGUGUACAUUACUGCUACAGGCAUUCUAAAAGAAUUAUUUUACAAGGAUUUUCCCUUGUAUGCCAGAAAAGUGCUUGAUUUUUAUUCCAGCUCAGUUAUGAUCUGCUGUUUACUUUUUGAACCUGUGAGGUUAAUAGACGCAGCCUUGUGUCAUACAGGAGAAUUUUAUUCGAAUCUCUUAAUAGUUAGCUGUGAGAUCAUUUACAGUGUCUAUCCAGUCCCAGUAAAAAUGGCCAUACUGGCAUUUUAUUGAAGAAUGCAGCACUUAGUGUCACUGCCUUAUGCCUUAAAUUGCCUCAGUUUUGUCAUCUACCAUUAUGCAAAAAUUCAUUACUAAUAAUUAUAGAAAUUCUGGACUCGGUCACUGUCAGUUGUCAUUAUUUCUACCAGUACACCUUCAGUACAGAAGAGAGUAAUAAUCCUAUAUCUUAUAAUUGUUUAAAGGUAUAGGAACUUUUGAGUCAUAAGAGGAUGUAGUAUAAACCUAGAUGGAGGGGGAUGUGGUGCUAUUUUAUAGAACAGCUUUAAUUGACAAAAAUGUGAAUCAAACUCAACUGAGUCUGAGAAGUGUGGUGUCUAACCAGGCACAUCGUGCACUCUGCUACAAGAUGUCUGUUUAUGGGAUUGGCUCCUCCAGUUGGUAAACGUAGUUUUUAACUGUGCAAAAUUGUGACUUUGCCUGUCAUUUUGUACAGCAGCAAUUUUCUUUAAUUAUGAUGCAACUAAGUGGGGGGAGGAGGAGAAGUCUUUGGAAGAUUUCAGCUCACUGUGCUGGGAGGGACCAAACUCAAGGAAACCUCUCUAAUCUAUAUAAACAACUGCUGCAUUUUUUAUAAAUAUAUGUAAAUGUCCUAUUGUAAUAUUUGAUCCUGGAAAUAAAACAAACUGUUUUCAGUA
Messenger RNA from Gopherus flavomarginatus (Mexican gopher tortoise), 10626 nucleotides. RefSeq names its product UBX domain protein 7 (gene UBXN7). The coding region runs from base 1491 to 2861 and encodes 456 amino acids. The record is from RefSeq and is a predicted model, not a curated record. Gene Ontology annotation, cellular component: nucleus. Gene Ontology annotation, molecular function: ubiquitin binding. NCBI's taxonomy places the organism in Eukaryota, Metazoa, Chordata, Testudines, Testudinidae. Gene Ontology annotation, biological process: proteasome-mediated ubiquitin-dependent protein catabolic process. The transcript has 11 exons.